CGUGAAUUCGUGAAUACCCUCAGACAUUUCACAACUAUUCUCAAUGAAUUCAACAUGUAAAUUUAUAAAAUCUUGGAAUUCUCAUUGUUUCGUCUCGGGUACUAAAGAACCUGCAAAUUCAUUGAUCUUCAUGAAAUCAUGAAUCUACCUAGGUACCUAUUCACCUAGGUUAGACAUACAUCGGAGUACUCUUAAAAUAACACUUGCUUGGUAUUUAUUUGAAUCGGGAGAACGAGACCAUCAUCUCCACCCCUUCAUCCAUUUACCACCUAGGUAGCGUUACCUAGGUAUACUCACUUUAGUGCUACUACCUAGGUAGGUAGUUACUACUCUAGCCAUGGAACUCAAUACUGUUCCCACGGAGAAUGCACAAAAUGGUGUCCUCCUGGAAACUGGGUUCUCGCGUCUUCUGAGGCGUCGCAGCACCAAUGCAAGGCAUCAUGUCCGCGAACCUUCAGUAGACUCCCUAGACAGGAUCUUUGAUACUCGUACUGAGUCCCAGGUUCCACGCCUUCCUGUCGUCGAGAAAGUCAUGACCUCGGAAGACAGACACUACGCUAACAAUUCUUAUGGCAUCGCUGAGCUACGAGAUGGCUUCUUUGAUGCUAUCUUCCUCCCGCCCGAGGAGGUUAACGUCCAGGACCUUAUGACCCAGGCUGAGCAGACUCUUCCGUAUGCUUUUCGGAAGAAAGACCCGUUAUCCAUACACAACUUUUUACCUAAGCAAUGGCACGAGAUCAAGGGAGUUGUUCGUCGCGUCGGCACUACGAGGGCUGGUAUCAGGCUACUCAAGUCUUUCCUUGCUUUCUUCAUCGCAUAUAUCCUCUGUCUUUUCGCUCCUGUCCAGGACAGGCUCGGUCGUUAUAGUUAUAUCAUGGUAAUCUCGACCAUGAUUAAUCAUCCCAGCAGGACUUUAGGAGCCCAGGUUGAUGGUACCAUUCUUACGAUACUGGGCACAGCUACGGGACUAGGUUGGGGAGCUUUUGGUCUUUGGGUAUCUACCGCUUCAUCAACCGCACGAGUCGGUUACGGCGGUGUUCUCGCCGUCUUUCUCUUCUUAUACAUUUUUGUUAUUGCAUGUCUUCGUUCUUACUAUAUUCGCACCUACCAGGCUGUAAUCUGUGCUGGGAUUGCAAUCUCGUAUACUUGCCUAGCAGAAGUAUCUGGGAAAGAGGUUUCCUGGUCUAAACUCCUCGCUUAUGGUAUACCUUGGGUUCUUGGGCAAGCUAUUUCUCUCGUCAUAUGUUGCACUGUGUUCCCUGAUGCUGGUGCCCGUCCACUAGCUGUAGCUCUUCAUCAAUCUUUCGGUGUUAUGCUGGAUGGUCUCGGUUUGACGAGGCAGGAAAGUAUGAGGGUUCGGCGAAGGCUGACGCAGACAUUUGUCAGCAUGUCACAGGCGUAUAGAGAUCUAGUAAUCGACUUCUCCAUUACACUUUUUGACCCAAAAGACGUGUUGGCGCUGCGUAAUCUCAUUCAAGGCGUUAUCCGGGCAUUACUCAGCCUUAAUAGCGAAACGAGAAUUCUGGAUCGGCUUGGAGAUGAAUCAGUUAGUAAAUCAAGUCAUGACCGAUCUGUGCUGGAAGAAUUCAUUGUGGAUAUGGACGAGAAAGUACACAUGCCAGAAACUGAAGAGAUAAAGUUGGCGAAAUUCGUUGCGAACAAUUUGGCCGAGCCAACAGAAAGGCUUCUUGCAUCUAUGAAAAUUGCCCUGCAAAGUUGCGACGCUGUCCUGAUGGAAAUGUGUGGUCAUCGCCAAUAUCUUGGCCCUCCGAAGGACGUAUCAAACGAUAUUCCUGGGUCGCUUGUGAAGCUGCGUAAGCGCAUCAUGGCUUUUAGUAACUGUCAAGACAGCAUACUUGCGAGCGAUCGGCUACCCCCUAUGUAUGCAGAAUCUCCUGAGGUCGUUAAACUUUUCGCGUACUGCCGCCCAGUUCACCAAGCGGCGACGUCGAUCGAGGCCCUCCUAGUAAAAGUAAACGGGAUGGAACAGAGAAAACCAAAGCACCCCACGUUUCAUCCAUCAUCCUACACCUUUUGGAAAGCAGUACAUCGCACCAAUGCCCAAGUUCGACACGAUCGAGGUGGCGUAACUGCAGGCUCUUACUUCAAAAGCUUCAACGACAUAGCAGUGAUGAUCCAAAAGAUCAAAUCUCGAGACUUCCAGCCAUUGCCGAAAAAUGAUGAUGAUGGCAGCACAUGCCAAAGUCACGAUGCUUCGUAUGCCACAAUGACAGCUGAGGAUCUCGAGGACGAAUGGAGCAUGGAAAAGAACCACACGCGACGUAAUGUCUGGCUAUUUCUUCAUCGAUUGCAAGGCUUCGAAACACGAUUUGGUCUCAAAACUGCUGCGAUUACUUCGGUAUUAUCCAUCCCGGCAUGGAUUUCUCAAUAUCAUUCCUGGUGGGAUAGUUAUGAGGCUUGGUGGGCAGUCGUUAUGGCGUGGCUCAUAAUGGGACCCCGAACUGGUGGUAAUAUUCAGGACCUGUUCACACGAGUUCUAUGUGCCGUCCUUGGGUCUCUUUGGGCUGGUCUGUCAUAUGCAGCUGGAAAUGGGAACCGAUACGUCAUUGCAAUAUUCGCCGUUAUUUUCAUGCUACCUAUGAUCUAUAGGUACACGCAAAGUACGCACCCGAGGUCUGGGCUUGUGGGCUGCGUUUCAUUCACGGUUGUCUCUCUUGCGGAAGUUGCCGCGGAAGGCAGGCCAUCUCCAGCUACAGUUGCGGCAUCGCAUGGUACCGCCAUGGUUAUCGGUGUAGUGGCAUCAAUAAUCGUGAAUUGGGUGUUAUGGCCAUUUGUUGCUCGCCAUGAUCUGCGAAAAGCAGUGGCUGCCAUGCUGUUUUACACUAGCAUUGUCUAUCGGAGUAUUGUGUCUAGAUAUGUAUACUACGAGGAAGGACAUGAACCUACCCAAGAAGAUAUACAAGCUUCGGAGAUACUCGAAGGACGUUUGCGAGAAGGGUUUGUAAGGUUAAGGCAACUUUUGGGUCUUACACGCCACGAGAUACGUCUUCGAGCCCCUUUCGAUCCUCUGCCCUAUUCGGCACUGAUUGACGCUUGUGAGCGGUUUUUCGAGUAUACAGUCACAGCCCGCCAGGCAUCUUUGUUUUACCAUCCACAUUUCAUUAGAGACAACACCGAAUUCGCCGCAGACUUACUGGGUCAUCGAAGAGAUGCGAUUGCGACUAUCUUGACCAAUCUUUACGUCCUCUCUGGAGCCCUACGCGCCAACAGAAAAGUGCCUAGAUAUCUUCCAAGUGCUGCCGCAACUCGCAAGCAGCUACUAGAUCGAAUGAGGGUGCUCGAGUCCGAACUCGAAGCUAGCGGGCGGCUGAACGCCGACGAGAAAUCAGAAGGGAAGAAAUGGGCGCAGAUCUACAGCCACUCAUAUAAUGAGAGCUUGACAGGCUGCGUUGAACAGUUGGAAGAGCUGGAGAAAUACACCAAGGUUAUUGUUGGUGAACAAGGAUUCGACUGUGCUUUCACGGAUGGUGAAUUAUUAAAGGGUUGAGUAAUACUUCUACGUGUACUCCAAGUCUCCCUUAAAAGAUUAUGAGGCAGGUAGUUCUGCCACGCAAUGUGUUCCUAUGUUUUUAUGCACUAGGUACUAAUCAGCAAAUUCCUAUCUAAAGACAUGUUAUUCAGGUCGGGAGACGAUGUUAACGGUCGAUGCUUUAUGAAUUGAGAAGGCCUCGUGAGAUUUAGAUGACUAGGCAGCCAAGGAAAUGAUUAUACGAAUACUAUACGAAUUUUGCGACGGGAAUCACUUACUGUUCUUUACGAAGGUCAUCACCAAAGUCUGAUUUUUUUUAAUUAAUUAUUUUUGGGAGAUAUAGGAACUGUUAUAUCAGACUUGCCCGUAACUUCGUAAUGGCUAGCGUCAGCACGUUCCUGAUUGAUUGGUUAGUUCUAAUUCAAGAGGCCAAACCGGUUCGUUUCCACUUUGGCCAUUGCCAAC
Hypoxylon fragiforme is the source of this 3955-nucleotide messenger RNA. RefSeq lists its product as uncharacterized. The transcript is spliced from 8 exons. Lineage: Eukaryota; Fungi; Ascomycota; Sordariomycetes; Xylariales; Hypoxylaceae. The coding region runs from base 338 to 3508 and encodes 1056 amino acids. The record is from RefSeq and is a predicted model, not a curated record.